Messenger RNA from Culex quinquefasciatus (southern house mosquito), 604 nucleotides. RefSeq lists its product as uncharacterized. Bases 145 to 459 code for a protein of 104 amino acids. The transcript has 2 exons. Lineage: Eukaryota; Metazoa; Arthropoda; Insecta; Diptera; Culicidae. The record is from RefSeq and is a predicted model, not a curated record.
GGAGGAUUUCGCCCCAAUUCGGUUUGUUGAUAGCCGUGGCGGAAGCAGUGUCCUUGUUUAAGUUCCCCGCUACUGACAUCGAAGUUGGCUGAGAUCACUUAUUGUGAACACGAUGGUGAAGCAGUUUCUUCAACUCGGCGGAAAAUGCAAAUGAAGCGGAGAGAGAUACAGCGGGUGGAACUUCCGGAAUUGGCAUAUUUCAGUGUAGCGAGGGUCCGGACCAACUCGCCAAGCGUGACGAACCAGCCUGGGAGCAACUUCUACAAGUGGUCUUCAAGCAUUCCGUCCAUUAUUAGGAUAUUCUCGGCGCCGCAGAACUCCAACAUCUACUUUGCUGUAACCAAUAAACAGAUCUUUCCAAACGGCACCGGUUUUAUCAGAAAAAGCGCUCGCACAGGCGAACCUGAUUUGGCAAGCAAACCUAUCCCAAGUGACGCUCGGAACAGAAUCAGGUUUUAAACGAUUUGAAAACCAUGAAACUAACGGACAUGACCGAAUCGCUGAUCAUCAAACGUGACGUGAUAGUCUAAUCAACAUCGUGUAGAAUUAGCAUGUUUUCAUUAACAUUACUUAAUAAAAUUUAAUUACAAACUUUUUUCUAAGU